Eubalaena glacialis (North Atlantic right whale) is the source of this 3055-nucleotide messenger RNA. RefSeq names its product spleen associated tyrosine kinase (gene SYK). Gene Ontology annotation, molecular function: non-membrane spanning protein tyrosine kinase activity; signaling receptor binding; ATP binding. Gene Ontology annotation, cellular component: cytoplasm; extrinsic component of cytoplasmic side of plasma membrane. The record is from RefSeq and is a predicted model, not a curated record. Bases 164 to 2044 code for a protein of 626 amino acids. Gene Ontology annotation, biological process: B cell receptor signaling pathway; positive regulation of alpha-beta T cell proliferation; intracellular signal transduction. NCBI's taxonomy places the organism in Eukaryota, Metazoa, Chordata, Mammalia, Artiodactyla, Balaenidae. The transcript is spliced from 14 exons.
GGCGACUGAGGUGACUCCGGCGGCGGGAGCAGCGAGGAGGAGGGGGCUGCUCGGCGCUGCGCCCAGAGCUGCCCCCUCGAUCGCGCCAGUCCGGUCCCCGGAGACCCGCGCCCCGCCCUAGCCUCACCUGACACAGGUGGACACCUGUGGGGAAGGCGCAGGGAUGGGCGACAGCGCUAACCACCUGCCCUUCUUCUUCGGCAACAUCACCCGGGAGGAGGCAGAAGACUACCUGGUCCAGGGGGGCAUGAGCGACGGGCUCUACCUGCUGCGCCAGAGCCGCAACUACCUGGGCGGCUUCGCCCUGUCGGUGGCGCACGACCAGAAGGCACAUCACUACACAAUUGAGCGGGAGCUAAACGGGACCUACGCCAUCUCGGGCGGCAGGGCCCACAGCAGCCCCGCCGAGCUUUGCCACUACCACUCCCAGGAGCUGGACGGCCUCAUCUGCCUCCUCAAGAAGCCCUUCAACCGGCCGCCCGGGGUGCAGCCCAAAACCGGCCCCUUUGAGGACCUGAAGGAGAACCUCAUCCGGGAGUAUGUGAAACAGACAUGGAACCUACAGGGUCAAGCUCUCGAGCAGGCCAUUAUCAGCCAGAAACCUCAGCUGGAGAAGCUGAUCGCCACAACAGCCCAUGAAAAAAUGCCCUGGUUCCACGGAAAAAUCUCUCGGGAUGAAUCUGAGCAGAUUGUCCUGAUAGGAUCAAAGACAAAUGGAAAGUUUUUGAUCAGGUCCAGGGACAACGGGUCUUACGCCCUGUGCCUGCUGCAUGAGGGGAAGGUGCUGCACUACCGCAUCGAUAAGGACAAAACGGGGAAGCUCUCCAUCCCUGGCGGGAAGAAUUUUGACACACUCUGGCAGCUCGUCGAGCAUUAUUCUUAUAAGUCAGAUGGUUUGUUAAGAGUUCUUACGGUUCCAUGUCAAAAAUUUGAUGGGCAAACGGGAAAUAUUAAUUUCCGUCCACAACUUCCAAGUUCCCAUCCUGUGACUUGGUCAGCGGGUGGAAUAAUCUCAAGAAUCAAAUCAUACUCCUUCCCAAAGCCUGGCCACAGAAAGGGCUCCUCAUCCCAAAAGCCAGAAAGUUCGGUGACGUUCAACCCUUAUGAGCCAGACCGAGGGCCCUGGGCCAACGAAAGAGAAGCCCAGAGAGAAGCCUUGCCCAUGGAUACCGAGGUCUAUGAAAGCCCCUAUGCAGACCCCGAGGAGAUCAGGCCCAAAGAGGUCUACCUAGACCGGAAGCUGCUGACCCUGGAGGACAAGGAACUGGGCUCUGGGAACUUUGGGACGGUGAAGAAGGGCUACUACCAGAUGAAGAAAGUUGUGAAAACAGUGGCUGUGAAAAUCCUGAAAAACGAGGCCAAUGACCCCGCUCUUAAAGAUGAGUUAUUAGCAGAAGCAAACGUCAUGCAGCAACUCGACAACCCUUACAUUGUGCGCAUGAUUGGGAUAUGCGAAGCCGAGUCCUGGAUGCUGGUUAUGGAGAUGGCGGAACUUGGUCCACUCAACAAAUAUUUACAGCAGAACAGGCAUGUGAAGGAUAAGAACAUCAUAGAGCUGGUUCAUCAGGUGUCUAUGGGAAUGAAAUAUUUGGAAGAGUGCAAUUUUGUGCACAGAGAUCUGGCUGCAAGGAAUGUAUUGCUGGUUACUCAACAUUAUGCCAAGAUCAGUGAUUUUGGACUUUCCAAAGCACUUCAUGCUGAUGAAAGCUACUACAAGGCCCAGACCCACGGGAAGUGGCCCGUGAAGUGGUACGCUCCGGAAUGCAUCAACUACUACAAGUUCUCCAGCAAGAGUGACGUCUGGAGCUUUGGAGUGUUAAUGUGGGAAGCAUUUUCCUACGGGCAGAAGCCGUAUCGGGGAAUGAAAGGCAGCGAAGUUUCUGCUAUGCUGGAGAAAGGAGAGAGGAUGGGGUGCCCUCCAGGGUGUCCGAGAGAGAUGUAUGAGCUUAUGACCCUGUGCUGGACCUAUGACGUGGAGAACAGGCCCGGAUUUGUAGCAGUGGAACUGCGGCUGCGCAAUUACUACUACGAUGUCGUUAACUAACGGCUCCCACGCCCGUCUGUGGCUGCCUUUGGCCAAAUGAGCAGUCGAGGGGAGACUAUUCCAGUGCUUUGAUUUUGAGUCUCCAUCGUCCUCCGCCCGGGAGAGCCAGCUCAGGUGGAACGUUCCAGUGACUGUCGUUCCCCAAAGUCUGUCCUGGAACACGCCCUCCACAAAGCAACCCAUCCCAGAGGAGCGGUGGGAAGACAGACGGACACCAGGACCAAGGGUCCCAUGGAUUCGUGUGUGUUUCUUGUCUGAGUGGCAGGUUAUUUGCAGGAUUUGUUUCCAAAUUUCUUUCUGUCUUUUCAGUUCUCGGGCUCCUGGGCUGCACUUGAAUACCCAGCAUCACCAUGCGGUGCUGAAUCCUCUUGCCCAUUUCGGCUGCAUUUUCAGUGGCCAGAGGGUGCCCUUCGCUUGUGAUGCCUGCUGUGGAGGGAAGGAAGGGAGAGGAGAAGAGAUUUGACUGCCUCCAGAACAUGGCUUCUACAGGUCCCAAGAUUGAGCCCUGCCACUGAAAAACGUUCCCCGAUAAAAGUGCUUUGGGGCUUAAAAAAAUCAGGCUGGACCACUGCCGUUUCUAAGCCUGUAGCCCAGUUAAGGGAACAUAAAAAGUCUGGAUACUGCUUUUGCUCUAUGUGUUCUGAGGCAGAAGACUCACAUCUAUAUGAAAAAUGGAGCCUGUUGGAAUGAAUUGGCUUGGCUUACUUUCCCCCCAAAAGCCUCUCUGAAGACUGUACUUGACUGGAGACUGAUAAAGUUCUUCGUGGAGACCCAGUAGGGAAGAGGAUGUCUGUCAUCUCAGGUUCAGGUCUGACCUAGGACAGACAGCAGGGUACAGCGGGCUGUCGUCUGCUUAGUGUGGUCCAAGCUUGCUCUCCCCUAGAGAGGGGCUGCAGCCAGAAUUCCCUGACUUUUUCUGUAUUCGUAGUGCGGGACAACCUGGUGGUCAAGGCCAUCUAAAGAGGAGUUUCUAAGGCAAGUAUUAAUUCACAAUAAAGCCAUAGAUCCUGA